Messenger RNA from Medioppia subpectinata, 647 nucleotides. The record is from the annotation of a GenBank genome assembly. NCBI's taxonomy places the organism in Eukaryota, Metazoa, Arthropoda, Arachnida, Sarcoptiformes, Oppiidae.
CGAUGGACAGAACCCUGUCGUCGAUGGACUCGUUGUCGGCCUCUUCGGGCCUGACGUCAGCGCUGGGCGGUUACGGAGCGCUCGGCGGAGCGCAGAUACAGUCGCCGUACCUGCAGUUCGAUCCGCUCCUUCUGGAGGCCAACGCCGGCAAAUCGGAGUUCAUUUUCCCGGACGGCGGCCAUCGCGCCAAUAGAGGCCGCUUCGAGUUGGCCUUCAGUCAGAUCGGGUCGUCGGUGAUGACCGGCGCCGGCAUUGGCGGCACUAUUGGCGUCUAUAGAGGUCUGAGAGUAGUGUCGGAGCUGAAGGAGUCGGUAGCCGUCCGUCGCUCGCAAUUACUUAAUUACGUGACGAAAAACGGCGCCGGAAUGGCCAACACUUUCGGCACAAUAGCGCUGUUAUACUCGGCUAUCGGUGUGGGCCUGUCCUUCGUUCAGGACACCAACGAUGACAUCAAUACGGUUUGCGCCGCCGUAUCCACCGGUGCUCUCUAUGGAGGCCUUUCAUCGCCGCCCACUAAUAAGCGGACAGAAAAAGCACUGGAAAUGGGCCGCAAACUAUGGCAAAUCCGUUUGAGGCGCUCAGCCAUUGGCGCCGCCAUCGGUAUGUCCGCAGCCGUCGCUUACUUAUUUUAUGUUAUGUUUGAAGGU